This is a messenger RNA of Wasmannia auropunctata (little fire ant), 7118 nucleotides long. RefSeq lists its product as uncharacterized. Gene Ontology annotation, biological process: response to oxidative stress. Lineage: Eukaryota; Metazoa; Arthropoda; Insecta; Hymenoptera; Formicidae. Gene Ontology annotation, molecular function: heme binding; peroxidase activity. Bases 671 to 6838 code for a protein of 2055 amino acids. The record is from RefSeq and is a predicted model, not a curated record. The transcript has 12 exons.
AAUCCCUAAGAUCGUCAUUAAAAAAUUUUAUAAUCUUUGCUAUCAACUUGAAUCAAAUGAAGUAAGAUUUUCUUUCAUUGUGAUAAAAAAUUCUGUUCAUACAGCAUUUUAAGAAAUCUAAAAAGAAUCGGAUAAAAUGGAUAGAUCAAUAUAUUUUCGGCCACAUUCUAAUUAAAUUCGACAUUAUAAUUUAUGAAUGAUGUUCGUAACUUUGAUAACUGUAAGGUUCACGAAUUACCCCAAUUUUGAUUGUUUCGGUUUCUAUCAUUCUCAUCCCUUCCAAACGAGGAGAUGAACAACGGCAACGAAGAGGACGACGCCAACGACGGCGAGGACGCCGACGACAAACGACUGGCACGACGCGGAGGAAGAAGAAGAAAAGAGAGACGAGUGUUCGGUGAAGCCUACCGACCGGCUAUUUGGAACACGGCCGAUCAGUUCCUUCGGCGCCUUCGUACCGUGGACGCGGACACGUCCUUUGUCGCCGAUUUCGAACGCGCACGUCUGUCCCGGACCAGGUGAAACGAGACGUCCCGGAAAAUCCCGCGAAAAAUUGUGUUCGUUUUUCCGAAUUGGUGUCCGAAAGGAUUAGCCGAGCUUUUGUAAAUCUGCUGCAAAGAAGCGAAAUUAGAUUAGGGAGAAUGUUUCGUGAGGUAGUUCGUAACAGUUCAUGAUAAGACCUGGAGUCAAUCGGUUUAUCUUCGUAAACGAAUCCGCCGGCACGAAGAAAGUUCUCGACAAUAAAGCGAGACGAUAUCAGCAACACAAUGUCGGAGGGUUGCACGAGUUGCAGAGGCGCGAAUUAUGCGAGCAGCACUUUGCAGUUAGGCACGACUGCCAGUGGCAAUACUGGAAGCUCGUCGUCCGCAUCUGGGGCGACCUGUACAGCCACGAGGAGAGUCCAGGUUCGCGCAAAAGUGUUAUAUGGCACGGGCAAAGCAAUUGCGAGCUUGCAAGCGCAGGAGAAAGCGGCCAGACACUGACGAGCCUCGUCGUUUCUUCCCUCUCCUGCGCAUUAUCAUCUAGACUGAGGGAAGCAAACGAUAAAGCAGAAUUCUACGCCAAGAGCCAAACAUCAAAUCACGAGGUAAGAAUUUCCGGCAAACACGGGCAAUCGUUUUUCGCAUCAACGGACGCUCUGGGGAAGCGAGUAAAUAUUUCAUCGGGUUACAAUCCUUUAACCCCGGACAUCCAAGAAAGCAACGCAAAUACUUCGUAUCCUGUCGAAGCGGCGCGUCUGAAAUACGUACAAAAGCUGUUGAAGAGAGAGGUAGAAGUGGUAGCAGCGGAUGUGUUACAGCCGAGAGAUUCCGACGGAAUCACGUACAUUCCUGCGAAGGAGACGAAUCAGACGGGAGAUGGAAUCCGACAUGAAUUUUUGAACGCAUCGGGCAUUUCUGAAAGCUCCGUAGUAAUAGAACUGGCGGCAAGAGAAAAAGAAAAUGGAGGAAUCAGAAAAACGGAAGUUAAAGAACUCGAAGAAAAAUCUUCCGCCGGAUCGCUGAAUAAUGUGGGUGUCAAAAUUAACAUUUCGAAAUCGAGCAACGCGAAAAGUAAUACUCUGCAACAAGUGAAGCAUCGAGAAUGGAACGAUGGCGUUCAAGCAAAUGAAGAGUCUAACAUCGGUGAUACUUCGGCGAUGGAAACGCACUCCGCUAAGAAGUCAGGUGAUAUUUCGAUUCGACUGAUCGAUGCGUUCUCAAAAACACAGAGCGCCGAAUCGAAAGCCGGUAAUCAAACUCUGGAGAGUCGUGCCGAUCAAGAGAACUGGGAGUCCGAAGAAGACGGUCUUUUAGAAGCUGCAAAUUUUGGAUUGCAAGCUAUGCACGAUCUCUAUUACGUCCAGGAACCUAAAUUAUAUUCGAUGGGUCUUUAUCUGGAGAGCAAUAAUCCAGCGAGAUACUUAGCAGCGUUUAAUGAUCAAUCGGAGGAAGCGAGAGACCUCGCAAGAUUCGGAUAUGCGGCUCUUCAAGGUACCACUAUGUUCUUAAAAAAGUUUCCUAAUACACCGUUGGAGUUACCCUUAUCCCGAAAUAAGCUUACCCGAAGAACUUUGCUAAAGCAGCAAUGUCCACGAAGAGAUCCACCGCGAUGUCCACGGGCUAGCCUAAGAUAUAGAACGUCUGACGGCAGCUGCAACAACCUGCAGAAUCUCUGGUGGGGUUCCGCGAUGUCUGCGAUGCAAAGAUUUCUUCCACCUGAAUAUGAUGAUGGCAUUCAAAGCAUUAGAAGAUCGAAGAACGGAAGACCACUUCCAAGCGCUCGAGAUAUUACGAGCUUAAUCCAUGAAAACAAAGAUGUACCUUUGGCUUCUAUUACUCAUAUGCUAAUGCAGUGGGGGCAAUUUGUAGAUCACGAUUUGACAGCAACCGGUCAAAGCAGAGGCUUUAAUGGCACAAUACCACAAUGUUGCUUGCAAGGAGGCAUGGGUUUUCAACCGCCAGAGUUCAUGCAUCCAGAGUGUCUUCCAAUAGCAGUGAAUCUGCGCGACAGUUUCUAUGGUCCUUUGGGCGUAAGAUGUUUGGAAUUUCUUAGAAGCGGUCCAGCUCCUAAGGAGGGCUGCGAAUUUGGCCCAAGAGAGCAAUUGUCCCAGGUGACCAGUUAUCUGGAUGCCUCCAUGGUUUACAGCAGUAACGCCAUGCACAGCGACAGCCUGAGAAUAUUUCGGAAUGGGUUGCUACAAUACGGAAGAAUACAGUCGCGAAGAUCUUCGCUUCUGAAACGUGAAUCGGAUUUGUGCAAACGCGGAUCUUUGUCUACAUCUUGCUUCCGGGCUGGCGACGGACGUCUAAGCGAGCAACCUGCUCUCACGUCCCUGCACGUCGUCUUUUUAAGAUUGCACAACAGAAUAGCCACAGAACUAUCCGCCCUGAACUCCCAUUGGAGCGACGAGAAACUUUAUCAAGAAACUCGAAGGAUUGUCGGCGCGGUGGUCCAACAUAUAACUUAUCGAGAGUUCUUGCCGAUCAUUCUUGGCCUUCAGGUGAUGAAAAUCUUUGAUCUGGAAAUUCUUAAAAAAGGUUAUUACGAAGGGUAUGAUCCGACGAUAAAUCCCACCAUCGCAAAUUCAUUUUCUACAGCGGCUUAUCGAUUCGGACACUCGCUGGUCCAGCGGAGUUUUAUUAGGUUUGAUAGCGAUCACAGGCCUAUCUUUAAUAAUGUUUCGAUCCACGAUGAGUUCAGCAAUCCUGCGAACCUGGAUACAGUGGGAUCUGUCGAUCGCCUUGUCCUAGGCUUAGUGAAUCAACCAUGCCAAAGACGGGACGAAUUCAUAACCGACGAGAUGACGAAUCAUCUUUUUCAAACGCCCGGUUUCGCAUUCGGCAUGGAUCUCGCUUCUAUCAAUAUCCAGCGUGGCAGAGAUCACGGUUUACCGCCUUUCGUGCGAUGGCGUGAACCUUGCGGCCUGUCCCCGAUAAGGACGUUUGAAGAGCUUGAAAGAGUAAUGUCACCAGGCGUCACGAGGAAACUUAAAUCGUUGUACUCGUCGGUAGAGAACAUCGAUCUUUUCACAGCUGGUCUAGCGGAGAAGUCGGUGGUUGGUGGCCUGGUUGGACCAACUUUCGCUUGUAUAAUCGCUCAACAAUUCAGUAAUUUGCGACGUGGCGAUCGAUUCUGGUACGAGAAUCCCAACAGCGAGAGUAGCUUCACCGCCAGUCAGUUGCAACAGAUCCGACAAGUCACUCUGGCCCAGGUACUGUGCCGAACGAUGGACGGUAUUAAGACCAUACAACCGUUUGUCUUCCUCGCGACAGAUACAUUGAAGAAUCAACGUCUCGCUUGCGACGACUCGGCCAUUGGGCAUCUAAAUCUAGAAAUCUGGGCCGAACAGCCAUCUGAAUUCAACGGCGGUAUCGACAACUCGCAGAAAGUUAAACGAACAGCGACCGACGCAAGCCCAGCUGUUUCUAAGUCGAAAGAAGAAAACAUCAAUGCUAGAAGGAAAGUCCAUAAUCCCGAACAUACAAAGAUUACAACAACAACAACAACUUCAAAGCCUUUUCAGAACAGUGUUAAUCAAGAAAAUAAAAUCAUCAUAAAGAAACCGGGAUUUGCGCGUCCGGAUGGCAACAAUGUCACUAUUGUGGUCCAGAACAAUGCCGUAAACGCCCCUGUUUUCGUAAACGAGGGUAUUUACGGUUCGCAUAUUAAAACACAGGAACAGCUUCCUGUCACACCGAGACCGGUAAAUCUUAACCAUCCUAUAAUAAAUCUGUAUCGACCGCAAGGGAAACCUAUACCAACGACUAUCCCUCAUUUACCAAGUUUUUACUUAGCACGUCAACCGUAUGUUCCCUACACUUUCAACGAUCCCCAUAAUCCGAAUCCGCUAGUCUUUGGAUACAGAUCACCUAAUUUCGCGCAGGAUGACAUCUUUUACGACAACUAUUCCGCCACCAGUCCCAGACCUACUCUCUACACUUAUUAUACUAAUUUACAGCAGGCAUCUACUACCAAAAUACCAGAGAUUGACGGUUAUUUGAUCAAUUACGCACUUUUGUCUCACGAUUUACUUCCGGCACAUACUCACGAAAGACCUAAACCUUUAGAAAAUUUCGGACAAUAUGAAUUGAACGAUAAACCAGAGCAUAAUUACGAUGGUCCUAAAUUUCCAACAAAUAUUCGAUGGAGCAGACCGAAUUACGCAUCGAGCAUUGAAUCUUAUACACACAGACCAAAUUAUAAUGAACUUAAACCUUCAAUACGACCGAAUUCCCGACCGAAUUAUGAAAUAAAUAAUGAAUCUCAUCAUAUCCAUAGACCAAAUUACAAUGGACAUAAACCUUCAACGAUUACGCGACCGAAUUUUCGACCAAAUUAUGCAUCAAAUGAUGAACCUUAUCAUACGCACAGACCAAGUUAUGAUGGGCAUAGACCUUCAACGACUACACAACCGAAUUAUGCAUCGAAUAAUGAGACUCCUUAUACGCAAAGGCCAAGUUAUGAUGGAUAUAAACCUUCAACGACUACACGACCGAAUUAUGAAAUAAAUACUGAAUCUCAUCAUACCUAUAGGCCAAGUUACGAUGGGCAUAAACCUUCAACGACCAUACAACCGAAUUUCCGACCGAAUUACGCAUCGAUCGAUAAACCUUAUCAUACACAUAGACCAAGUUAUGAUGGACAUAAACCUUCAACGACCAUACUCAAUUCCCGACCGAAUUACGCAUUGAACGAUGAAUCUUAUCACAUACACAGACCAAGUUACGAUGGACAUAGACUUUCAAUGACUACGCGACCAAAUCUCCAAUUGAAUUUUGGAGGGAACGACAAACCAUAUCAUGGAUCAGAUUAUAAUAGACCUCUAGACAACUCGCAACCAAAUGAGAAUUUGCAUCAUGCACAGAAACCAAUUUAUAGUGAAUUUACAUCCUUGACAAAUUUGCGACCGGAUAAACCGAAUCAGGAACCAUAUGGCAUACAAAAACCAAGCGAUGUCGGAAAUCUACAUUUACAAAUUGAUGAUUUAAUUAACAGACCGAAUGGAGGUUAUUUUAUUAAUUCUAACAAACCACAACAUCAGGGACAAUGGAACUCGAACAAUCAGAAAAGACCUAGCGAGAAACCGAAUGAUUACGAUGCUCCUGAUGCAUAUCAGAAAAAACCGAACGUUAAAUUAUCAAGUUAUAGCACUGACAAGUCUCAUCAAAUAUUAUCGACUAUUAGGCCAAGUAAUGAAUAUAAUUCUCAAUUUUGGAAACAAGAUUCACUGCAUUCUUCUAUCACGGAUCCUGUACGAGCUGGACUUUAUGAAUCUAUUCCGAGUUCUGGAACAAAUAUUCCUUCUUAUCAAAAAGAUAUGUUUACAGAUUCGAGUACUUCAUCUUCUUCAAACGAUAAUUACGAUCGAUACUCCGAUGCUACUCCGGUUUAUCAAAAAAUAUUGUCAUCUACUCAAAGCAGUUGGACAGACAUUUCAUAUUUAGCACAAGGCAGUACUCAAUCUCCUUUUAGCAAAGAUUCAUUUAGUUUACUUCUAUCCAAUCAGAAACCAACACACCAUCCGAUCUAUCAGAUAGAUGAUCAAUCAAAAUUAUCUUCGAAAGUGUCUGUCGACAAAUCCCCUAUUGCUGUAGAUUUAUAUAAACAUGAUUCUCAUAAAAAUCCUACAAUAUCAUCCAAUUUAAAUAAUCAGUUAUUAUCCAACACUCCGUAUUGGUCAGAAACUUCAACGAUUGGUGUUCACGUCCAUAAACAAGAGGAAAAUUUCAAUCCUAAACCAACAAAGGUGCAAAGCGUCACAAUUGUCGGUGAAACGAUCGAAACAGUUCAUCAUCCUGGUCACUCCGGCUACAUAACUCAACACGAAAUUCCUAGCGAAAUUCCAAGACCAUUGACGCAGCAAAUAAAGAACAAUGCACCAAUUACCAAGAAAGCUGGACAGUAUUAUUACGAGAAGAACGUGCUACAUCGAUAUCCGGAUGAAACAGUCGAUCAAAUUCCCAAAAGUAAUCACCAUUUGAUGGACAAAUCUGAGGAAGCGCUCAUUCGGAAUCGAGAAACGUCGUCUGAGAAGAUUGCAGUAGAAGCACCGACUAUUAUUGACAAUCGUAAUAGCGUAACGAACGCUAAAGUGAUUCAAAUCAAAAGUAAAUUAAUGACGACACCUACGCUCGUGAUCACUGAUCAGGAUAAUCGCAGAGGUGACGUGAUGGACGACCUCCAACAUGCUUUCUCAGAUAUCGAAAGUACUGCAUCUGGCAGAAUAAAUCGUUGGGCAAAUUUGCAAGAGAAUCUGAAUUUAUCGAUGUUGGAAAUACCCGCAGUUCUAUCCAAUGAAUCAACGAGUGCCAAGAAAUUACCUAAGCCCAUUAAAUCGCGGAGUUACGCUACUUAAAGUUCUACGUUUAUUAAUUCGUUCUUAUUACUUUCGAUUCUCGAAUGAAAUGGAAACAAUAGAAAGUUUCAAAACCUUGUCUACUUCACUUAUUAGUGUAUAUCGUUAAAUUCGUUUAUGAUUUCGAAAAAAUGCAGGAAUAGUAAACCAAUAGAAUACAUUAUAUAAAAAAUUAGAAAAAUAUUUAUUUUAUACUUUAGGCUUUACUCUUAUUUAGUAAAUGUAAGUAAAUAUGUAUUGUCGCAUUCAAUAAAGUAUUUAUAUGUUCAGAUGCUAACAA